This is a messenger RNA of Agrilus planipennis (emerald ash borer), 2237 nucleotides long. Its product is annotated as D-glucuronyl C5-epimerase B. Gene Ontology annotation, molecular function: heparosan-N-sulfate-glucuronate 5-epimerase activity. Gene Ontology annotation, biological process: heparan sulfate proteoglycan biosynthetic process. Gene Ontology annotation, cellular component: Golgi apparatus. The transcript is spliced from 4 exons. The coding region runs from base 259 to 2058 and encodes 599 amino acids. NCBI's taxonomy places the organism in Eukaryota, Metazoa, Arthropoda, Insecta, Coleoptera, Buprestidae. The record is from RefSeq and is a predicted model, not a curated record.
GCUGUCAGAUUUUAUAAAUAUUUUUCAAUAAGCUAACAAAAAACGAAUACAAUGUAUCACAUCGUUCAAUAAUUUGCAUUAAGACUAAGAAAUUAUUUAUUAAUUGGUUCAAGAAACAUAACAUGUGUUUUUUUAGAUUUAAUUUUGAUUAAUUUGAAAUGAAUAAAUAUGUGUUUAAUAUAAAAAAUGGUAAGUCAGAAAAAUUAAACUCGACUAGUACCAUAUUAGCCCCAACCUAAAGUUAAUAAAAUGUAACUAAUGGUUGGUCCAGUCAAUUUGUUUGGUAAAAUCCACCAGUUACCCCUUGUGGGUCACAAUAACCAACAGGCAAGGAGCUCGCCUUUAUUUUUCUUUAUAAUGAGAUUAAAUUUAAAAGUAGCGCUAUUAGUUGCUUGCAUUACCGUAUUAUUAGUUACAUUGUCCAUUUGGAAUCAUUGUGCUAACUAUGCAGGUGUUAAAGAAGUUAACAAAAAUCAAAGGUAUCCUAUUUAUAAUGAGAUAAAUGAUGAAAACUCAGUGAUACCUGAAGAGAUUGAUUGUAAUAUAAAUAAUGGGGAUUACACCAUAACAUGUUUAAAAGAAGGUGAAGAGGUUUAUGUACCUUUUUCUUUUAUACAUAAAUAUUUUGAAAUAUAUGGAAAACUUAAUACCUUUGAUGGAUUGGUAAGGUUUGAAUGGACUCAUAGUUAUGGCAAAGUGUAUCAUCCUAAGCACAAGUAUAACCCAAGAAGUGUUUUCAUGCACUUUGAAAAUUAUAAUGUAGAAGUUAGAGAGAGAGUUAAAUGCAUUAGUGCAAUAGAAGGUGUACCACUUUCAACCCAAUGGGAGAGUCAGGGUUACUUUUACCCAACCCAGAUUGCUCAAUUUGGACUAUCACACUAUAGCAAAAAUAUAACUGAACCUGAACCCAGGCAGCUUAUAAUUGAAGACAGUGACCAAUAUAUUGGAAACUGGAUUGUACCAGUUGGCUGUACUAUUUCUAGAUUACCAAAAGAUAGUAAUGUUAUGGAAUUUUCUACAGAUAACAUAUACAAUAAAGGAAUUCAGUUAGAAAUAGAACAUGCUACUGACUUAAUGCUUAGUGUAAAUAUUUUACUGUAUGGAAACAGUAGUUUAACUGUGAUUUUACAAUUUAGAGAGAAGAAAGAGUAUUUUAAUCUUCAUUAUUUAAGCACUGAUGUUACUAUAACUGCACAGGACAAUAAUAUCUACCACGGUGUGGGUAGUGCUCCCGUUUGGCGUAGGUUGACCCGAGAUUUAUUUGUGGACCUGCAGAAAGGUCUCAGCUUUUUGGGUUAUGAUAAAUCGCACUAUAGAGUUUCCCGUUCUAAAGUUAAAAUAUCAAAGAUAAUCCUACGAGGACAGGGAACAUUAGAUAAUUUGACCAUAUCUUCGUCAGAACAUAUCAAUCAUUUUUAUGAUGCAGCUAAUUGGUUCGUGCGUCAUCAAGACAAAGAGAGAGGUGGAUGGCCCAAUCCUGUCAGGCGAAGGAUAGCUGCAGGAUUCGAAGAUUUAGAACCUGGGUGGUACUCAGCAAUGGGCCAAGGACACGCUUUGUCAGUUCUUGCUAGGGCUUAUUAUCAUUCAGGAGGUAAUAAAGAAUACCUGAAUUCUGCCCUUUUGGGUUUGAAACCAUUCAAAGUCUUAAGCUCUCAAGGUGGUGUCUUAGCCAAAUUUAUGGAUGUCCAUUCAUGGUACGAAGAAUAUCCUACAACACCGCCGUCUUUCGUGCUCAACGGUUUUAUUUAUUCCUUAUUAGGGCUCUACGAUCUAAUGACAAUCGCACCUGCCGAAGCUAAAACAGCUGAAAUCUUGUAUCGCGAGGGCUUAAGUUCAUUAAAACGUAUGCUCAUGAUAUAUGAUACUGGUAGCGGCACAACAUAUGACCUAAGGCAUGUCACGCUUAAAAUCGCACCGAAUUUAGCUCGGUGGGAUUACCAUGCAACGCAUGUUAACCAGUUACUGUUAUUAAGUACGAUUGACAAUGAUGGCGUGUUCAGCGACACUGCCCAGAGGUGGAUAGAAUAUAUGAGUGGUAAAAGGGCACCUCAUAAUUAACUAUUUAUUAACGACUUAUGAACGAAAAACCUACUUCCUAAAACGUAUCAUCUAAGGCAGUUUUUUUUUUACAAAAGAAAUCUUUUGGGCUAUAAAUUUUCAUAUCAGUUAUUAUUUAUGUUUAGAAAGUUUGGUAAUACUUUUAAAAAUGCAUCAUACUUGUUACCUUUUUAAUAUAU